Molecule: messenger RNA, 516 nt
Organism: Acanthoscelides obtectus
Lineage: Eukaryota; Metazoa; Arthropoda; Insecta; Coleoptera; Chrysomelidae
Source: the annotation of a GenBank genome assembly
AAUUAAUCAACUAUUGGUUUUCUAUUAAUACAGAUUUUUCUUGUAGGAAAAAUUGGGGGCUUUUUGUAGCAGAACUCAUGAUGAAAUAUGCAAAUCUGGAUUUCUGACAUGAUGAUAUGACAGCAUAAAAGUGGGGUUCUCAUGAUGCGCAGUCCUUAUAGUUCAAAACUAGAAAUCCUCAAAAAUGGUUGCCAAAUCAAUACUACGCUUAGCGCCUGGCGGAUGCGUCUUCUAAAAGUUCCGAGUCGACAGCACAUUCACCAUUUCUUGACAUUUGACGUACCUCGCAGGCUUGUUUCUAUCGAAGAAAAAAAUUCCAUCAACAUAUACUUAAUGAAGAUCAUUGACCAGAGUUAAUGCAAAAAGACCUAAAACUGAAACUGCAGGAUAACGUUGAAACCGCAUUGCAAAAAGCAUAUUCAAACUAGAACUUUUUGUCGUGAUUACCAGUACCAAAAUCUAAUACUAGCAAGGACGCUCAUUUUACAGAAGCCUUAAUCGAAAAUAAUAUUUAUG